Messenger RNA from Olea europaea var. sylvestris, 728 nucleotides. Its product is annotated as thioredoxin H2-like. The record is from RefSeq and is a predicted model, not a curated record. The transcript is spliced from 3 exons. Bases 69 to 536 code for a protein of 155 amino acids. NCBI's taxonomy places the organism in Eukaryota, Viridiplantae, Streptophyta, Magnoliopsida, Lamiales, Oleaceae.
CAACUCUAAAUCGCUUCGGGUUAGCGUGACUUUCAGGCAUCAGAAAUACAUCGGCUUUGUAAAGAAAGAUGGGAGCUAAUAUUUCGACUGAGUAUGAAGCCAAUGGAUCAACAAUGAACAAGGACCUUGUUGUUACAUGCAAUGGAUCAUCAGCAAAAAAUGGUCGGAAUAUUGUAUCAAAUGGAUCAUCAUCAGCAAGCAAGGGUCGGGUUCUUGCAUUCCAUUCCUCCUCGAAAUGGAAGAUCCAUUUUGAAGCCUCAAAAUUGACUUCAAAUCUGAUGGUCGUUGACUUCAAAGCUUCUUGGUGUGGACCUUCCCGAUCCAUGGAACCUGCCAUGAAUGAAUUUUCUGCUAAAUAUACAGAUGUUCAUUUCAUUAAAAUUGAUGUUGAUGAGUUGGAAGAUGUGGCUAAGGACUUUGGAAUUCAGAUUAUGCCCACUUUCAUACUGAUAAAGAAAGGAGAAGAAGUUGAUAAGCUUGUUGGAGCCAACAAAGAAGAACUUAGGAAGAAGAUUGAGAAAUACAGGGCUCAAUAGAACCCCCAUCCUACCCUACCCCAAAGUCUUGUCAAGUGGUUUUCCUACAAUUCCCUUUGGUUUUAGUUUCAUAUAUUAGCCGGGUGUGUUAUCCGAAAAUAAAGAUGCAUGAAUAAUGUUAAUUUUUAUGUAACACAAUGUAAUGAUUUAUAAAUAAUAUUAGCACUUUUUUAUUAUAAAAGUGCAGUUUAA